AUGCCUCGAAUCUCGCGACAGGCAUUCAAUAUCCGCACCGUUCUCACUGGACCUGGCAGGAGCCCAGCUCGCGAAAAGGAACUGAGGGUCGUCAAGAAAAUCGACGUUUCGCCAGAAAUCCAAUCCCUUCUCGAGACGCCCACAUGGUCCGUGUCUCAGCUCCUGCCUGCGGGGUUUCGGGUUACUGCUCAGGGGACCCCGACGGAAAGGACAGAGAGACUUGGAAUCAAAGCACAGGCAUGGCGGACCGAAUAUCUUUUUCCGUGGGCGAGCAAGAUAACAAUCAUUAAACUCCGCCAUCUCCUACGCCUUUCGGCGCUCCCUCCUCCCCAAUCCAAAAUCGAAGAAGAAAAGAUGCUCAAGGAGUUGCGCGACCAGCUACACCUCGUCAGGGAGAUCCUGAAGGUCGACACGACAGGUGUUGAACCUCUUGUGGCCAUCCGCGAUGAAACCGCGGAACACAUUCAGGAACGCACCAUUACCCGAGAGACACUGGCCGAGUUUCUCGCGCUUGAGGAGAAGAAGGGCCGGAACGGAACGAUCAGGAGACGCAGAGAUACGUAUCUAGUCACAAGUUUCACGGAAGAAAGCCAGCCAUGGGAGGAGGAUCCGCUGGCUUGGAGCAAGGUGAAGGAUCCCUGGGCACUUGGAGAAGACGGGGACAGUCGGAAGAUGGGGAGAUUUUUCUUCGUCAAGAGACAGGUGCCCGAGGCAGAGGGUGACAGAAGGGAGACGGCACCCUCCGAGACGGAGCAAGAGGGGAAGGCAAAUUUCAAACCAAUGGAUAUGCCCUGA
This is a messenger RNA of Fonsecaea multimorphosa CBS 102226, 795 nucleotides long. RefSeq lists its product as uncharacterized. The coding region runs from base 1 to 795 and encodes 264 amino acids. Lineage: Eukaryota; Fungi; Ascomycota; Eurotiomycetes; Chaetothyriales; Herpotrichiellaceae. The record is from RefSeq and is a predicted model, not a curated record. The transcript has a single exon.